UUAUUGAGACUGUUAUAUUUCUCACAAUCAAGCUUAUUUAUAUUGGUUUUCUUCCUCAAAGUCACUCUGCUAGUGGUAUACCUAGUAGUGUCAUUACUAUUAAAGAAGUUUUUGAUGUUAGCCAGUUGAAGUUGUCACCAGCAGUGGCAA
Molecule: messenger RNA, 150 nt
Organism: Dentiscutata heterogama
Lineage: Eukaryota; Fungi; Glomeromycota; Glomeromycetes; Diversisporales; Gigasporaceae
Source: the annotation of a GenBank genome assembly